CCUCGCCUUGCACAGCGCUGCCGCCACGUCGUCGACGGCAGUUUCACCAGCUAUCAACAUCGUGGUAUGCCCAAAGCCAAGGGCAGUCGGCGCGAGAACCCCGUCGUCUUCCUCGACAUCACCGUCGCCAAGCAGUUCAUUGGGCGCAUGCUCAUCGAGGUUCGCGCUGACGUGGUGCCCAAGGCAGCUGAGAACUUUCGCGCGCUCUGCACGGGCGACUGCAAGGACGCACGUGGCCGCGCCUUGCACUACCUUGGCACACCCAUUGGCCGCAUCGUCCUCGACUCGCACCUCCAGGCCGGCGACAUUGAUGGCAACGGCGGCACGUCCAUAUACCCUACGCGCCUCUUUGAAGAUGAGAAUUUUCUCUUGCGGCAUGUGGGUCCUGGCACGGUCUCGAUGGUCAACGCCGGCCCCGACUCGAACGGAUCCCGCUUCAGCAUCCUCUUUGCCUCUGCGCCAUGGCUCGACAACAAGAACGUCGUUGUCGGCAGCCUCAUUGGCGAGCGGAGCUUUGAGACGCUCGGGCUGCUCCAGCAGCUCACAGCCACCGAGAGCGGCCAGCCCAAGCAAGCCGUGCUCAUCUCCAACUGCGGCCAAAUCUUUCCCUUUUGAAAUCAUGCAUGCCAGCUCCUAUGAUCACAGCGAUCGACUGUAGAGUGUAGCGUCCUCACCAAGGCCAGUCGAGUCUAAUGAACAGAAUAGUCGUUGGCUAUAACCUUGUUCUCCUUUAUUAUGCA
Saprolegnia diclina VS20 is the source of this 740-nucleotide messenger RNA. RefSeq lists its product as hypothetical. Gene Ontology annotation, molecular function: peptidyl-prolyl cis-trans isomerase activity. Bases 67 to 615 code for a protein of 182 amino acids. NCBI's taxonomy places the organism in Eukaryota, Oomycota, Saprolegniomycetes, Saprolegniales, Saprolegniaceae. The record is from RefSeq and is a predicted model, not a curated record. The transcript is spliced from 5 exons. Gene Ontology annotation, biological process: protein peptidyl-prolyl isomerization.